Molecule: messenger RNA, 7378 nt
Organism: Leptopilina boulardi
Lineage: Eukaryota; Metazoa; Arthropoda; Insecta; Hymenoptera; Figitidae
Gene: mtd
Product: TLD domain-containing protein 2
Exons: 19
Coding region: 899-4027 (1042 amino acids)
Biological process (GO): response to oxidative stress
Cellular component (GO): nucleus
Source: RefSeq, a predicted model, not a curated record
AAUCCACUUAAUGAGACUGGAAAAUCGGAUGGUUUUCAGCUUUUUAGCUUCGUCGUUGGAAACCAAUUGAUGAUGCAUCACAUCUGCACAACCGUUCUCAAAGACUUAAAGGCUGCUGAAGCUCUUCUGGCUCCCCUCCAUCCUGGUUCGCAAUUUAUCAGCAGAUGUCGCUUUCACUAAAAAGUACUAAUUCUCACUGUGAGAUGGCGCCACCAAUCCAUUUUUUUAACGGAAAUAAAAUUUCCCAUCAACAAUCGAUGACAGUUGGAGCAAACUAUAAUAUAUAUAUAUUCGUUGAAAGAAAUAUCGUGAUAAAAAAAAGAUAAAAGCAGUGUGAAAUAAAGUGAAAUUCUUAAUUAAUUAUCAAUAUAUCGCGAAUAAUAAUCAUAGUCUUCAUUCGUUAAAUCGUAAAAUUAUAAAUCCUUUAAAUCGUGACUCGCGAAAAUACAUACUAAACCAGCAGACAUUUGUGCCGGAGUGAGAACGUCAUGUUGACUAUGACGAUAUAUAAGUGAACUUUUAUCAAUAACAUAUACUUUAAAUUCGUUAUCGCAAUUGUUUUUUAACGUUUAAAAUCUUCUUUUAAAUAAUAACACAUUUUGUUUCACGUUUAUACCUUAUCAGUUUGAUAAACAAUUCGUUUUAGUUUUUAUUUUAAUAUAUACUACUACAUAUGUAGUCGGUGGAAAAAGAAAAAAAAAGUCAUAUUUAUUCGAAUUCUAUCUCUCUCUCUCGUCCAUUGUGUGUGCUUUCGUCUUGGAGAAAAUUUGUGUUUGUGAAAUUGUGUUUAUUAUUCACGGGAUUAGUGCAAAAAAAAAAAAAUAUCAACUGGAAUUCUGGACCCAAGGAAGGCAAUUGUCCCUAACAUCGACGACGACGACGACGUAUCUCGGACAACAUGACAGAACCUGGAAAAAUAUCUCGACGGAUGUCCCAGGAUGUCUUACAUACAAGAUCCACGGAAAAUCUCACAGCAACUUAUUUCAGGAGCAAAAGUCGCAGUGUGGACCAUGGAUUCACAACUCCAUUUGAUCUCGAUUCUUUGCGAAAUAAAGUUGAAGGACGAUUUGAAUCCAUCGACAAAGUUUCCAGAGAUUCCGAUAAUGACAGCAAGGAUAGUUCGUCAGCCCAAGAAAAGAAACAUGGCCGGGUAUCACAACCCAUUAGCACCACCGCUUAUACGGUGGGCGAUAGAGAUACACUCACAUCGGUAGCUGCAAGAUUCGACACAACCCCGUCAGAAUUAAGCAAACUCAAUAGGCUUGGAAGUACAUUUAUUUAUCCCGGUCAACAAUUAUGGGUACCAACAAAAGGUGAAGGUUGUCUAGGAGAAGGUACGACUGCCGAAGCACCAAGUCCUGAUCUUGCUCAUGAUCAUGAUUCUCAGGAUGAUCUUCCACCUGAAGAAAAAGAACUUUUGGGUAACCUGAGACCUGUUUCUCCCAAACCAGGACAUUUGGAAAGGAUUAGAACACCUCAAAAUAGUACAGUCAUGGACGAAGAUGGACCGUAUAAGGAGAGGUUUCUUAAAAUCAAUGUUCGUCAUAUUACAGAUGGACAGGGAGUCGUUGGUGGUGUUUUAUUAGUGACACCGAACGCUGUGAUGUUUGAUCCAAAUGUCUCGGAUCCACUUGUCAUUGAGCAUGGAGCGGAAUCUUAUGGUGUUAUUGCACCAAUGGAAUUUGUCGUGAAUGCCGCGAUUUAUUAUGAUAUUGCACAUAUGCGCGUCAGUCAUACAGAGUCAAAUAAUCAAGAUAAAAAACCAGAAAUAUAUUAUAUGAAAAAAAUUCCACAAUCAGGAGCAAGUAAAUGUCAAUCACCUGGAAAAGAUGAGAAUUUCCCUGAAUUAACAGCUGACGAUAGUGAGAGUGUUUGCAGUUGUGCUGAACGUGAAGGUGACGCUUUUCCCAAAGCAUUCGAGAGAGAUCUCGUCACACCAACAAAUCUACAGACCGAUGAAAAUUCGACCAAAGAUAAGGAAAAGAAUAGCGAUGAGGCUGUCGGUGGUCAGGCGGGCAAAACUUUGGAAGAACGCAGGCGUUCGAUGUUGGACCAUCAUUGGGCCGUUCCUAGCAAAGAUCGAUGUUCGUUGUCAGUGGACGAUGAGCAGCAAGACUCUCUUAAUUCCGAUAAAGUGGAUGGAGGAAAACCAAAUUCGAUUCCCGAGGAAGAAGGAUCUCUAGUCAAACAAUCGUGCCACGAUUCUGGUAUCGAUAUUCGUGAUCCAAAUCCUCCUCUUCCAAUUGUACAGCAAAUUCCAUCGAAGAAAGUCUAUUCGGAUGCGGACAUUGUUCUCUCAACAGAUUGGGUUCCUCCGAUUACGAUCGCGCCAACGAAUGUUACAACAACACUUGACGCUGAUUCUGGUAUUUGUAGGAAAAAGGCAAGUUCCGUGUCAUUUAGUUUAGACAGUAACACCGAAGAGACCGAGAAGGAUGACGAGCACAAGGAGGAAGAUAAACAAGAGACAAGGAAAAAUAAGAUGUUAAAACGACUAUCGUAUCCAUUGACUUGGAUGGAGGGCCUAACUGGUGAUAAAGAAGAGGACAGUAGAUCGAGUGAAAAAAUGUCAAGCCUACCAAAUAGUGCCGACAGUCAGCAUUCUUCCGUUUUUAGCAAGGUCUUCUCCAGCUCGCCGAUCAACCUGGUGAGUGACUUUAGCUCGGGCCUAUUCGCUAAAACCCCCAGCGAAGAGAGCGGCGGAGGUGGUCGAGUUGGAGGUACACCUCCACUCACUGCCUCCUCACUCUCUCAGGACGCCUUCGGCAAUCCUCAUAUCUCUUCAAGUAUUAUUGGACGAUCUUCGGUUGGAACAUUUAUUCGUCAGCAGCCUUUGAAUUCAUCGGGAAGUAGCAGUGUGGAUAGUAAUCGAGGAAGUAAAACAUCGACAGCACCACCAAAAUUGGAUUAUCGUAGUAUGGUUUCGGUGGACGAUAUGCCUGAACUUUUCGUCAGUUUUGACAAAUUAAUUCCACGACCGGCUCGAUCGUGUGAGGAUCCACCAUUAUAUUUAAGGCUUCGAACUGGAAGGCCAAAGGACAAGAAAAUCCCAAGAUCGACUCCAAUUAUGAGCUAUGGGAAAAAGAAAUUACGACCUGAAUAUUGGUUCAGUGUUCCACGCAACAGAGUGGACGAUCUUUAUAAAUUUAUCCACGCUUGGGUGCCAUCGCUUUAUGGUGAAUUGGACGAGAAUUAUUGGAGGGAACGUGGUUAUAUUUUGUCGGACACGGACACGGAUCUUUCACCGGAAUUAUCGCCACACGACGCUGAAGGUGGUGAAAAUACCGAGGACGAUAAAAAUCGUAACAGUGACAGUGAUGAUAUUUCUGAAUUAACACGCGAGUCUUGGGAGCUGAUCAAGGCUCCAUACGUAAAACUCUACAGCAUCCUGAAGACAACAGCAUCAGCCGACUAUUAUGAGCAGCCACAGGAUCCAGAGGUGCUGUCUAUGAGUGAAGAGCUCAGAAGAGCCCUUUAUGCAAAUAGUGCAGUUUCUCUGGAUACGGAGAUUAUUGUACCAGAUUUAGUCGGUACCACAGAAAUACUCGGUGAUGAUCACAGAGAACAUCUUUGUCGGCAUUUGCCAGCAAGGGCGGAGGGCUAUGUUUGGACACUUGUUUUUAGCACGAGUCAACAUGGAUUCAGUCUCAAUAGCAUGUAUAGAAAAAUGGCCAAAGUUGAAAGCCCAAUUCUUCUUGUUAUCGAAGAUACCGAAGGAAAUGUGUUUGGAGCUUUGACAUCUUGUUCUCUACAUGUAAGUGAUCAUUUCUAUGGAACUGGGGAGUCUCUUUUGUUCAGAUUCACACCAAGGUUCCAGGCCUUCAACUGGACCGGGGACAAUCUUUACUUCAUUAAAGGAAAUAAUGAGAGUUUAGCAAUUGGCGCUGGAGAUGGCAAGUUUGGUUUAUGGUUGGACGGCGAUUUGUACCAGGGUAGGACACAGUCCUGCAGCACUUAUGGUAACGAGCCGCUGGCGCCUCGUGAAGAUUUCGUCGUGAAAACAUUGGAAUGCUGGGCAUUCAUAUAGGAUUCGGUUUUGAAUUUUACGCCGUAAUCUUUGUCGUCACUGCAGCCUAAUUAUACCUGAAAAAAUUCAGGGCCUUGAGCGGCGACCUCGCACCCAGUACCAGGAGAGACCAGAUGAAGACUAAAAAAAAAAUUGACUCUAAGAGCCGGUACCAAGGGGGAAAAAUAAACAAUUGUCGAAGGAUUGAAAUGCCCAGUGAAAAUACUAUGUCGACAAAAAAAAAAUUCAAUUUUUAUUCCUAUCGAUAAUUGGCGAAGAAAAGGAUCAAGAAAAAAAAAAAAAGAAACGUGAAGAGAGCGAGACUCGCCUCUUCUUGCGAUAGACCUCGGCUCAUAGACUUUUGUUAUUUGUUAAAUUCCUCACGUUUUUUUUUCUAAUUUAGCAGUAUUUAUUUUAUUUUUCAUUAUAUACUUGCGUUGUACUAUAUAUAUAUAAUAUAUUCUCGCGCGUUCAUCUACCAAGUAACAUACACACGAAAUUAUUUUUACGAGAAGAGAUAUUUUUCUCAUCAUCAUAUUUUUUUUUUCUUUUUAAGAAAAAAAAUUCAUUCUCUUCCGUUUGCCAAUGAUUUUUCUGAGAUUAUUAUUUAAAAAAAAAAAUAGUGUUUUUUUCAAACAAUGCUUUAAAAAAUAAAAAAAAAAUGAUCAAUGUCGCGGCUAUCACGAUGAGAUGAAAAAAAAACAAAUCAAGCAAAACUAAUUGUUUUUCGAUGUGUAGAUAAUUGUAGAUAGUAAAUGUAAAUAUAUACAUACAUUACGAUCGUGUUACAGUGAUUGUUUCGAUGAGCGCUAUAUACAAAUCCGGAGAAAGUCGCGCGGAAAAAAUUGCAUUUUAUUCUAAAAAAAAUGAAAUGACAUUUUAGCCAGCGUGUGCCUCUUCUCAUUAUUUAAGAUCUGAACAGAUUAUAUAGCUAUACAUAAUUAGAGGAUUCGUAUAAAUAAAUAAUAAAAAAAAUAUAAAAAAAAAAUAAAAAAUAAAAAAACAAAACAUUGCACUGAGUGGAAAAGACAAAUAUCUUGUAUUUUGCUGUGUUUCUUAUAAAGAAAAAAAAAAUAACAAAAUAAAGCCUAGUGCGAGGACUAAAAAUCCAAGAAGAUCAAUUUGUUUUCGUACUUUUUGAGAUUUUUGUCUGAGCUCGUGUGAAAAAAAGCGUAGAGUCAUAAAAAAAAAAAAGAAGAAAAAAACAGACCACACAACGAAAACUCGCCUGUGCCUCGCAUCGCACUCUCGGACCUCUCUUCUUCAAACAGAAAAGUUUUCUUUUCUUAAAUAGUCAAAAAAAAAAAAAAAUAUAUGGAAAAAAGAAGAAAAUCGGUACAAUUUUUAUUUUUAAGUUUUUAUCGAGCCUAACGAUUUUUAAUGAGAAAUUUAUUGUACAUACGACUGUGAUUUUAUUGUAUCGUUUUUUUUAAAAAUAUUUAUAUAUAUAUAUCUAUAUAUAAUCGAGAAUGCGAAACGCGAGGCAUUUUUCUUUUUUAUUAAAUUAUUUUUUUGUCUUUUUAUUUAGAACAAAUAUUUAUGUACAGAUCAACGAGCACGAAGUGUUUCGUGAUUUUAAAAAUUUUUUGUCCAGUGAGAAUGUUGUUCUUUUUUUGUUUUUAAAUUAUCUUGGUUUGAUCAUAAUAAUAAAAUUUGUUUUCUUUACAAAUUUGUUGCGUUUUUAAAUAUUUUUUUUGAUUUUUUCUUUUUUAAUCAAUUUUAUUUAUGAAAGUCGAAAUUUUAAUGAAAUAAAUUUGAAAAUAGAAGAAAAAAAAAGAAUAAUUUUACGAACGAAAUUAUUUGAAAAUAAAGAAUAUAGAUUAAUUGAAAAUAAUUAAUUUGAAUACUGAAAAUAAGGAACAAAUUGAUUUUUUUUUAGAGACUGAAAAAAAGGUUCAAUGAAAUAAAAUAUUUAAAAUAUGGAAAAAAAAUUGUGUAUUCGAAAUUAUUGAAAAUAGUUUUUUAAGAGAGAGAGAGAGAGAAAAAAAAAGUUUGGACAUUUUACCUGCUUUGUUGAUGAGAGAGAGAGCGAGAAGUCGGCGCGAAAAUAAAUGAAUUAGAGCACAAAAUAAUUUAUUGCUUAGAUGGCAGCUUAGCUUUGGAUUAACACACAAACACACACAAAACACAAACAAGAAAAAAAAAAACGCUGUAUGACGUGUUAAUAAAGAUUUUAGAAUCAUGUCUAGAGAUCUAGAGAUGUAAUUUUAGAAAAAUCUAGACAUACUCUUGUGAUACUAAAUAGCGUUUACUCCGAGAGAAACACUAUUUUCCGUAGAGUAGAUUUGCAAGAAAAGUCAAGAAACAAAAAUAUAUAUUAUAUAUAUAAAUGGUCGAGACCGAUUUAAAUCUUGAAGCGAGCUCUUUAACUGCAACCGAAAGCACGUCGGCGUAGAAAUGAAUCGAGUGCAAAAAAAAAAAAAAUUUAAUUAAAACGUAAACGUCUCAAAAAAAAAAGAAAAACAAAAAAAAUCCUCUUUGAAUUGUCUCUUUAAAACUGCAAUUAAGCGGAAAAACGAGCUGCUUUCGUUUUAUAUUUUUAUGAUAAUUUCUGGAUUUUCGAUCCUCAAACUAAAGGAUUCCUCCUAAAUGCGGAAAAUUAAAAUUUAAAACGCAAAAUAAUAAAAAAAAAAACAUAUUUUAAAGUACUAAAUUAAUUUUGACUAUUUUUAAAAAAUAUAUAUAUAUUUCCGGCAUUAAAAAGCGUUCUUUAGUUUGAAAUCAUAUCAGUGGAUCGAAUUUACCAAAAAAAAAAUUGUGAGUUUGGAAAUUGAAGCGAUACGGAAGAUUCUUUAUUUUUUCUCAAUUUUUUGUCUGGAUUCAAGCAAAUUUAGUGCCAUAUAUGUAACUUGGUUUAUGAUUUUCUUUUAAUUUAUAUUUAAAUAUAAAUAUAUAGUUUUAGAAUAAUUUUUAUAUUUGUAGCGUGAAGUUUUACGAGUUUUGAACAAAGUUUUCUUUUAUUUAUUAACAAAAAGAGGCAAAGUUAGCAAAAUAAAAAGAAAAAAAAUUGAUUUCUCUUUUUUUUCAAACUAUAAUCCCACCGCUUCAAUUUUUUCAGAAAAAAAAAGAAAAUCCACUUCUUUGUUUUUUUUUAAAUGCGAAUUUGUAAAAACAGAGUCGAUGUGAAAGAAAUGGAAAUGAUAUAAAAAAAAGGCGAAACGGCGCUAUGUUAAAUAAUUAUUAUAUAAAAAAAAAAAAAAACCUAAAGAUGUAAAGUUAGUGUAACCUUCUAGAGUUCGAUAGCGAUUGAACACUUUGCUAAUAAAAGGUGUCGUUGCGAACACAACAAAAAUAAUAAAUAACUGUCAUAUCUGACUCGUUCGGUUCAUAUUUUACAUACGACGAGUUCAAAAAAAAAAAAAAAAAAAAUAA